Molecule: messenger RNA, 591 nt
Organism: Leptopilina heterotoma
Lineage: Eukaryota; Metazoa; Arthropoda; Insecta; Hymenoptera; Figitidae
Exons: 4
Coding region: 1-591 (196 amino acids)
Source: RefSeq, a predicted model, not a curated record
AUGACAAAUCAAGUCUAUACUCCUAGUCCUAGUCCUAGUCCUAGUCCUAGUCCUAGUCCUAGUCCUAGUCGUAGUCCUAGUCGUAGUCGUAGUCGUAGUCGUAGUCGUAGUCGUAGUCGUAGUCGUAGUCGUAGUCGUAGUCGUAGUCGUAGUCGUAGUCGUAGUCGUAGUCUUAGUCUAGUCUUAGUCUAUCUUAGUCUUAGUCAUAGUCAUAGUCAUAGUCAUAGUCAUAGUCAUAGUCAUAGUCAUAGUCAUAGUCAUAGUCAUAGUCAUAGUCAUAGUCAUAGUCAUAGUCAUAGUCAUAGUCAUAGUCAUAGUCAUAGUCAUAGUCAUAGUCAUAGUCAUAGUCAUAGUCAUAGUCAUAGUCAUAGUCAUAGUCAUAGUCAUAGUCAUAGUCAUAGUCAUAGUCAUAGUCAUAGUCAUAGUCAUAGUCAUAGUCAUAGUCAUAGUCAUAGUCAUAGUCAUAGUCAUAGUCAUAGUCAUAGUCAUAGUCAUAGUCAUAGUCAUAGUCAUAGUCAUAGUCAUAGCAUAGUCAUAGAAGAAGGAGAGAAAGUUUGCAUGGAAAAAGAAAAGUCAGAGAAGGUGAAAUGA